Laccaria bicolor S238N-H82 is the source of this 780-nucleotide messenger RNA. RefSeq lists its product as uncharacterized. The record is from RefSeq and is a predicted model, not a curated record. The transcript has 4 exons. The coding region runs from base 1 to 780 and encodes 259 amino acids. NCBI's taxonomy places the organism in Eukaryota, Fungi, Basidiomycota, Agaricomycetes, Agaricales, Hydnangiaceae.
AUGUUUACGUUCGCUCUCCACGCGUCACGCGGCAAGGUUGAGCACAUCCGACAUCACACAAUGCGCCGCGCCCAAAGCGUCCGCCACUAUGCACGACCCUCGCUCGCCCUCGCCGCCGACGAUCUUGGCAUGCUCCGCGAAGGCGAUGAGUCCAACGAAGACGUGUUGAGGAAACAGUUAUUGGAUAAGGACAGGGAGAACGACAAACUACGGACGCAGGUCCAGAUUCUACAAGACCAACUAGCCCAACGACCACCACUGGAAACGAUUCAGGAGCUCGAUAGGGAGUACAAGAACUUGGAACUUCUACUUCAAGGAACGCAGCGGGAGAACGAGCGAUGCAUGGCUGAACUCGAAAGAGCCAAAACACGAGAAAAGAUGCUUGAACGCGAGUUGACCAGAUUGGCGGGGGAGAAUUGGCAGUCAAACCUUGAACUCGGCUCAACCGCAUCUGUAAUCCUUCCCGGGGGGCGCUCAAAUAUUCGACACGCCCGCUCGAACACUAUCUCUUCCCCAUCACCCACUCUAAAUCUCACCCGAAACCAAGCAACGCCUUCCCCUGACAGGCCCAGAUCCAGGAUGAAUCCACAACAAGAACAGCAACAAAACAUGGCAUCACCAACCCUGGCGCACAUUGAUCAAGUACGGAUGCUGAUCCUGGGUAUGGAGCAGCGGCUGCAGGUGCGCGAGGAGAAGCUUGGGAAGGUGGUUGAGAGAGCUGAAGGGGAGGGGCGGAGGUUUGAGCAGUUGCGCACGGAGAUAUCGGUCACGGACGCUUGA